Cladophialophora psammophila CBS 110553 is the source of this 489-nucleotide messenger RNA. RefSeq lists its product as uncharacterized. Lineage: Eukaryota; Fungi; Ascomycota; Eurotiomycetes; Chaetothyriales; Herpotrichiellaceae. The transcript has 2 exons. The record is from RefSeq and is a predicted model, not a curated record. Bases 1 to 489 code for a protein of 162 amino acids.
AUGACAAACGUCUUCGACAAGCACAAAGACAAAUUGGUCGGAGUGUGGACGCUCAUAUCUGCCGAGAUGUAUGAUUCCGAAGAGCCAGACAGAAAGUUGCUUGACAAGCCGUUCGGCGACGACCCUCAAGGCAAAGUGGUCAUUUCUGCCUCGGGCUAUCUAUCUGGAACGCUGGUUAAGCCUGAGGGGUUGGAACCACUGGCGUCUUCCGACCCCACAGACGCAGAAUUGCUGCGCAUCGGCCGCAGUCUGACAACAUAUGGCGGCUUCAUGACCCUUUUGGAACAGGACGAUGGGUCGUUUCUGUGGCAUACAAAGGUUGAGAUUGGUUGCAAUCCAAACUGGAUCGGGAAGCCGCAGACGAGGGUAGCCCGCUUCAGAGAGGAGAAUGGUGUUGCGUAUAUGACACUCAAUCCUGUCAAGUGGUACACUCUAAAGGAUGGCCGACAAGCACGGGGAGAAUUCAAGUGGCGCAAGAUUGGUUCUUGA